This is a messenger RNA of Closterium sp. NIES-65, 1767 nucleotides long. NCBI's taxonomy places the organism in Eukaryota, Viridiplantae, Streptophyta, Zygnematophyceae, Desmidiales, Closteriaceae. The record is from the annotation of a GenBank genome assembly.
AUGGCUGAAAGCACGCUCCUGGCCCGGUCACCGGCCAAAUACUCUUCUUUAAGCGCCUUUUCCCCCACCCGCAUUCCCCGUUCCGCCUGCUCCCCCUCGCCUCGCGCGGCAUUGCCGUCCAGGAUUCCAAUCACCGCUUUUGCAGCAACCCGGCAUGACUCUCCCCCAUCUCCCCUCUUAACCCGGCCUCGCGCCUCACCGCUCGGAACCUCUCAGCGCGUCACCCGUUUAUCGAGAGUACCGCUCCUUAGUCCAGCGCCCGGGCAGAGUCACCAGACUAGCAACGUUUCGGAAUAUUCCCGUAGCGCGGAGUGCAAGCGGCGCGGAGCGGUCGUUUCCCGCGCGUUUCUGCUCCCGGUGGAUCCCUGGUCGCCCAACGUCGACUCCCAGAGCAUCGCGUCGUCGCUGUUCGCCGUGUCGCUCUUCCCGUACCUCGGAUUCCUCUACUUCCUCACGCGAUCUGGGACGGCGCCGCGCAUCACGCUGUUCGGGUUCUACUUCCUGCUCGCAUUCGUCGGUGCCACGACCGUGGUGGAUGCGGCGUUUGCUGCAGCGGAAGCAAUUGCCACUGGUGUUCCUGUGACUGGAGGCGUUCGUGCUCUUGGCGCUGCUGCUGACGUGGCAGAUGAUCUCCCUUCGCUCGUUGACACGUCCGCACGCCGGGAUUUGGGCGAAGAGGCGUGGAAGAAGGGUACGAGAAGAGAGAUCCCAAUAACAGAAGCGGAUUUUGAGCGUGAAGGCAUACAGGAAGAUGAGGAGUUAUUGGAUAAAGAUGAGCCUAUGGAAGCGCUGGUUAACGUGAUGUUGGGGGAAGAACCUGGCGCAGAUGGAGGAGGAGGCGAGGAUGUGGAAGAAGUGGAAAGAUCACCACCGCUGGAAAGCGGUACUAGCGCCGAGUCAAUCAGUGCCUCCUUGGCGUCUCAUGCGCGGGAGCGGGGCCCUAACGUCAUUAAGGGAGAUCCGAACACCGCUGUUACUAAGGAUGGUCAUGUGCAUUUUGUCCCGUCUGACUACGUCAGCGAUUUUAACCUCAAAGCGACCCACGUACUUCACAAUCUUUCACAAGCAGAGCUUUACGAGCUCGCGAUCAAGGAUGAAAAGGGGACGUACAUCACGUCAAAUGGAGCUCUUGCUACUCUCUCUGGAGCGAAGACAGGACGUUCUCCUAAGGACAAGCGCAUCGUGAAGGAAGAGACCUCACAGGAUGACCUGUGGUGGGGAAAGUACGUGUUCCUGGAGAACGUCGUGUUUGACAGCCACACCAGGGUGGUUGACUAUGCAGACAAGUCUGUGACUGAAAACACCCGUGCUGCAUACCCUAUCGAGUAUAUUCCGAACGCUAAGAUUCCCUGUGUUGGACCCCACCCGAGAAAUGUCAUUUUGCUCGCCUGCGAUGCAUUCGGAGUCCUUCCUCCUGUCAGCAAGCUGACCCUUCCCCAAACCAUGUACCACUUUAUUAGUGGAUACACUGCUCUGGUCGCUGGAACUGAAGAGGGUAUUAAGGAACCGCAGGCGACUUUCUCCGCAUGUUUUGGGGCUGCUUUCAUCAUGUGGCAUCCCAUCAAGUAUGCGGACCAUGUUGAUGGUGUGCCUCAGGAGAUUCUUGAGCCGCAGAACAUGUGGACCGACAAGGGUGCUUACAAUGCAACUCUGACGAAGCUUGGUGGCCUUUUCAACUCGAACUUUUCCAAAUUCACAGAGAGCAUGUCUGGUGUGGAUACCACCCUGGCUCAGCAGAUCCUCUCAGCAGGACCUCAGCUUGCGUAA